GCAGGCGGCGCGGGGAUGGAGGGCGGGUUCGGCUCCGAGUUCGGGCCCGCGGGGGGGAAGCUGGACCCGGGGCUCAUCAUGGAGCAGGUGAAGGUGCAGAUCGCCGUGGCCAACGCGCAGGAGCUGCUGCAGAGGAUGACCGACAAGUGUUUCCGGAAGUGCAUCGGGAAGCCGGGCAGCUCGCUGGAUAACUCGGAGCAGAAGUGUAUUGCCAUGUGUAUGGACCGGUACAUGGACGCCUGGAACACAGUCUCACGAGCAUACAACUCCCGGCUGCAGAGGGAGAGAGCCAACAUGUGACCAGUUUCCAGCAGCCCUGACAACAUGCUUCAAUACUGCCCCCUGCUCGGGGAGAGUGACUUGAUUCCUGGACUAGCUGGAGUCGCCUUAUGAGAAUGAAAGGAAAGGUGGUGGGAGUGAAAUCCCUGUGAUUUAGUUAAUUUGGCAUUUUCAUCAUGGUAGAGCAAUAAAGCCACGUCUGGAGCCUCUCCCUGUUA
Mauremys reevesii (Reeves's turtle) is the source of this 497-nucleotide messenger RNA. RefSeq names its product translocase of inner mitochondrial membrane 13 (gene TIMM13). The coding region runs from base 16 to 300 and encodes 94 amino acids. The record is from RefSeq and is a predicted model, not a curated record. The transcript has 3 exons. Lineage: Eukaryota; Metazoa; Chordata; Testudines; Geoemydidae.